This is a messenger RNA of Pezoporus occidentalis (night parrot), 1287 nucleotides long. RefSeq names its product forty-two-three domain containing 1 (gene FYTTD1). Gene Ontology annotation, cellular component: nuclear speck. Lineage: Eukaryota; Metazoa; Chordata; Aves; Psittaciformes; Psittacidae. Gene Ontology annotation, molecular function: mRNA binding. Gene Ontology annotation, biological process: mRNA export from nucleus. The record is from RefSeq and is a predicted model, not a curated record. Bases 40 to 990 code for a protein of 316 amino acids. The transcript is spliced from 9 exons.
AGGCGGUAAGGGGAGGCAGCAGUGGUCCUGUGGGCAGCCAUGAGUGGGUUCGGGGCUGUGGCGCCGCUUCCCGGGUCCUCGGCUGCGGCGGGCGGCCGGAAGGGCAGCAGCGACAGCCUAGAGAAGAUCGACAUGUCGCUCGAUGAUAUAAUUAAACUGAACAAGAAAGAAGAGAGAAAGCAAUAUUCUCCCAAAAUGAAAAGAGGGCUUCAGCAGAAUCAAACUCGACAGUUCAGGGCACCAGGCUCUAAGUGGGGAACCCAACAGCAGAAAGGUUAUGGUAUAAAUCGUUUGGGACGCAGAAAGAAGAUAGCAGGGAAGAAGCGUUCUUAUGGAGUUGUAACUGGCUUGGCAGCCAAGAAAGCAAUGGGUUCACGCAAAGGAAUUAGUCCUCUGAACAGGCAGCCACUUAGUGAGAAGAAUGCACAGCGGUAUUACCCAGUUUUGAAAAAGAAAACAAACCUGCGGAGACAAUCUGAAAUGCAGAGAAAACAAGCUCCAGCCCUAAGGAGGCAUGCCCUGCUAAACAGAAGGAAUAAUGCGUUGUCAGCUUUUGCCAGAAUUGGAAACAAACUAAAUCAGCAGAAAGAGACUCGUCAAGCAACUUUCCUGUUUAGAAGGGGCCUGAAGGUACAAGCCCAAGUGCAGUCAACAGAUGAUCUUGAUAAUCAGAUAGUAAAGAGAAGUCGUCAAUGGCGAACUUCUACCACAACUGGAGGGAUUCUGACUGUGUCUAUUGACAACCCAGGAGCCAUCAUAACCCCAAUUUCCCCAAAAUUGCGAUUAACUCGUACUCCUGUGCCACCAUUUCUGAUGAAGAGGGACCAAUCUGAAGAGAAGAAGAUUCCCAAAGGGGUUCCAUUGCAGUUUGAUAUUAAUAGUGUUGGAAAACAGACAGGGAUAACGUUGAACGAACGUUUCGGGAUCCUGAAGGAACAAAGAACAGCACUGUCUCAGAACAAAGGGAGCCGUUUUGUAACAGUGGGCUAACCUGACAGAUGGACUUGAGCACUGAUCUCACCUACCUAAGAAAUGGAGAUAGAAGUGGGCAGAAGUAUACAGCACACAUCACUGAAAUUCUCUGGACUUCAUGCUGAGAUGGUGGCAAGAGUUUUCUCUCUUUAUUACUUUGAAUAGUAAAAGACAUGCUGUCCUGAGAGGGGGAAAGUGGGGAAACUGAUCUGCUGGAGUGGCACCAUCACCUGGCUGGAAAGGAUUCUGUGGCCCAGCUGACAACAAACACUGAUUUUGGUUCUUGUAACCAAAAUACAAAAAUCUUAAAAGUUU